This is a messenger RNA of Elaeis guineensis (African oil palm), 2291 nucleotides long. NCBI's taxonomy places the organism in Eukaryota, Viridiplantae, Streptophyta, Magnoliopsida, Arecales, Arecaceae. The record is from RefSeq and is a predicted model, not a curated record.
AAAAUAAAAACAAAGAAGAGAGAGAGAGGUCUUAUACAGCUAAGAAAGGUUAAAGAGGACGUAGAGAGCAGAGACUACAGAAACAAGCUUAUCAAGCUAGCAGAUAAAAACAAGAGGAAGGAUGGAAGAGAGCAAUAAUUAUGAGAGAUGGGACCAGAUUGCAGGGCGUGGGAGGGAUGAAACAUGACCCUGUCGGUUGUUCCGGACUGCCCCCUUAAUCUCCCAUCUCAUCACCUCGCCAGAGACCCCCAUUUUCCCCCAUUUGAUGACGAGGAGCAGCAGAAACAGCAGCGGCACAUCGAUCAAACCCCACCCACACCCCGGAUCCUCUCCUCCGCCGGAUAGCUGGUAGGAAACGAGAUCCCUCUCCAAUCCAUGGUCCACACUCAUUCUAAUGAUCUAAUAAUCCCCACUGUUCACCCAAAGCAUCCCACGCGCCCCCAGUUGCUGCCGCUUUUAGUGCUGCACUCUGCUGUUAAGUCCCUCUCACCCCCUCAAUUUUUUCCACCUCUCCUCUCUCUCUCUCUCUCUCUCUCUCAUCCUCCUCAUCUUCUUGGUGCAAUAACACCCCAAUCCUGGCCCUCCUACCAAGGUCUGUCCUUCCUCUACAUCCAUCUCUCCAUUUGCUAAGCUCCACCAUCUAUCUUAUCUUUCUCACCUGAUUAAGCUUAUUACAAGAGUUCUCAGUUUUCUUUCAUUCAUGGGUUGAGAAGAAGAAGAAGAAGGAGGAGGAAGAAGAAAAACGGAGCAGCACCUAUACAUAUAUCUUCGAAGGUAGAAUAGAAUUGAUGGACUUCAGGAAUCAAGAUGAAGAUAUAGGGAUGCCCAGCUCUUUGGGUUACACCAACCCUCCUCCCAUCCGGGGAUCCGCCUUCUCCAAGCCCUCCUCCUCCUCUCUCGUCACGCCUAGAGGACCUGGACCUGGACCUGGACCUGGUAAUAGAAACGGUAACAUCUUUGGCAGCACCCCACCACCCCCUCUUAAUCCACCCGCAGACCCCCCCAUCCCUUCUCAUCCCCUCGGAAAAAACCCCGAUCCACCUGCCAUCCCCACCGCAUCCCCUCCAUCUGGUUCCAGACCCGCGAGCGGCAGCGGCAAACCUCCCGCGAUCGCAACGGAAUCUUCUGUUCGCUACCGCGAGUGCCUCCGCAACCAUGCGGCCGCCGUCGGUGGCCACGUCGUCGACGGAUGCGGCGAGUUCAUGCCCUUGGGAGAAGCCGGCACCACGGACGCCUUGAAGUGCGCCGCCUGCGGCUGCCACCGGAGCUUCCACCGCAAGGAUGUCGACGGCGACCCCUCCUACUACCGCGGCGCCGCCGCCGCCACCCGACUUCCUCUCCUCCUCCCCCCACCCCACCCCCAGGCCCACCACCACAAGCCGUAUCCCAUGGCGCCCUUCCCCCCGAGCCCGUCCCAGGCGGUGCCGGGGUCGUCCUCGGCGGUGGUGGCGUUCGGCGGCAACACCAGCGGCAGCGGCGGCACGACGACGGAGUCGUCCAGCGAGGAGAGGAUGAACGCCGGGGCGCCACCGCCGGUGGUGGUCUCGAAGAAAAGAUUCCGCACGAAGUUCACGGUGGAGCAAAAAGAGAAGAUGCUCGCCUUCGCGGAGAGGGUGGGGUGGCGGAUCCACAAGCAAGAUGAGGCAUUAGUCGAACAAUUCUGCGCCGAGGCCGGAGUUCGAAGGCAAGUUUUGAAGGUUUGGAUGCAUAACAACAAGCAUACUAUCAGAAGGCAGCAGCAGCAACAGCAGCAGCAGCAGCAGCAACAGCAAGAAGAGCAGCAACCGCUGCCUCCGCAACACCAGCAGCAGUCUUGACGUCAGUUUGGCUACUUGGAUAAUGAAAGAAAGGAUGGUUGACAAGGAGAUGAAGAAGAUAAAGAAGAGAGGAGAGUGAGAGAGAGUUUUCCACUUCUUGGUGUUUACUGGUUUGUCUGCUUUCCUUUGAUCCCUUCUUCUUCUUUAGUAUUAUUUUCCACUUCAAACAGUGAUUUUUUUUCUGAACAUGUGUUAUGAUAUGAAUCUUUGCUUUCUUCUGGUUAGGAGUUAGAUUUCCAGUGAAAUGAAAUCCAUUUCAUUUCCCGAGCUUUGUGAGCAUAGGUGUAGUUCCUUCUAUUUUUUUCCCAGAGUGGUGGGCUUUGUGGUCAAAGAUCUUAAACGGUGGUACGAGUACUCUCUUUGCAUCCCCGUCUUGGAAGAAAUAUCUUCCUUCAUUAAGUUUCCUUUCCAUGUUUUCAAUGUUUCCGGUUGCACGGCUUAUGAAAUGACAACAUAUUAGUAGUCGGACCGUAA